AGUUGAUAGCUGCCACUAUAUACUCGAAAUGGUAUAUUACCUAAUCACACCAAAUUCAAUCAUCAUGCAUUAGAUGAUCAUUAGAUUUAUACGUGUUGAGAAAAGUAGUUGUGAUGAAAUACUUGUGGCUGAAAAUGGGAAUUCCAUUCGGAAGUGUGAUAUGCCUGGCAGCCGCUUUAUUGCCGAUGGUGCAUAGUGCAAAUAUUGUGUUUUUCUUUGGAGUUUCAUCUUAUAGUCAUCGGGUUGCAGUAUGGCCGCUAGCUGAAGCCUUAGCAGAAAACGGUCAUAAUGUCUCAUUCAUUUCACCAUAUCCUGCCAAAAAUCCAAAUCCUAAGAUUUUCGAUUACGUUCCCAAUGCUUUGAAAACAUGGCUCGAUGGAAUAGGUGAUGCAAUCAAUGUAUUCGAAGAUCGUAAGACAAUGUCGCCAUUAAUGGGUAACAUGAUGCUGCCAAUAUAUGGUAAAAUGAUGUGUGAAGAAAUCUAUAAAGAUGAAGAGUAUAUCCAGUGGGUUAAACGUACUAAAGUUGAUGUUGUCAUGCUUGAUGCGUUGGCAAACGAUUGUGGCUAUGGAAUGGCGUUUUAUUGGGAUGCGAAAGUGAUUUUAAUGUCUACAAGUGCACCGUUCGGACAUUUCUCAGAGGUUUAUGGUCUUCCAGACGAAACCAGUUGGAUUCCGGGCAUGGAAAUAGGCAUUGGUAACGAAAUGUCAUUCUCACAGAGAACCUUUAACGCAGUGCUUCCGCUGUUUUGGUAUUAUUAUCGUACCUGGUUCUUCUUUCCAAAACUGUAUGAAUUAACGAAAGAUAACCUCGGAAUAACGGACCUACCAAACUUUGAGGAAUUGGAACGGAGUACCAGUCUUGUAUUCAUAAAUACUCAUUAUGGAGAAGAAUAUGCGAGAUCACUUCCGCCGAAUGUAGUUUCUGUCGGUGGACUUGGAUACACUGGCAAAACAAAGCCACUUCCUGAAGACAUCGAAUCGUUUUUGGAAAAAGGCGAAGACUUUAUUUACAUGAGCUUCGGAACGCACGCUGAAUUCAACAAAUUCGAUCCUCCCAUUCGGCAAGCUUUCAUUGGAGCAAUGAGAAAAUUGUCACACAUACAAUUUGUAUGGAAAACCGAUAAUGUGUCGCUGGUCGAAGAGUUUCCGAACAAUAAUGUGUACAUACGCAAGUGGAUGCCGCAACAAGACAUUCUUGCUCAUCCGAAAAUUCGAGCUUUUAUCACUCAUGCAGGCCUAUUAGGCAUUCAAGAAGCUGUCUAUAAUUCGGUUCCGCUCAUCAGCUUUCCAAUUUUUGCCGAACAAGAUGCUAACGCUGAGCGAAUACAAAGCAGAGAGUAUGGAAUCAGACUCGAAAUCACAACUGUUACCCAACCGGAAAUAGAGGAGGCAAUACAAAAUAUUCUAACUGAUCCGAAGUAUCUGAAUAACAUGAAAAGAGUAUCGAGAAUGUUCAUCGAUCGUCCGCAAAAACCAUUGGAAACUGCACUGUGGUGGACCGAUUUUGUUAUACGUCAUAGCAAAGAGGAUUUGUCGGUACUUCGACCUUUAAGUGUAGACCAAUCAAAGUGGAAAAGAAGACAACUCGAUGUAUGGCUGACAAUACUUGCGGGUGUUCUGAUCUCUCUGUUUGUAAGCAUUUACUUAAUUCGCGUGUUAGUUAAGUGUGCUUAUCGUGUAAAUACGUCAUCAAGCAAAACAUCGAAGAGUUCAACUCGAAAGCAGAAAGUUAAAUGAAGAUUUGUGAGUCUUUGGAUGUCGUCUUUAGAAUAUCGUAGGCUAUCUCAAUUACGAAAGAAAGGACCACUUGACUUAACUAUCAAUCGAUUUUUAUUUAAAUUUUUAUUUUAUUAGGUGUAACAUUCAAUAAAGUAAUUAUGAAUAAUUUGUAAUUUAAUUUAGCUUUUCAUCAAAACUUUUUUUUUUUAUUAUCGCUUAACGCGUCACUACAUUUGCCUACAACACAGCUAACGUUUUCUUUUUUGAUUAUUAUUGAGGAAAAUCAAAUGUUUAUUGCCAUUCUAAAAUAAAUAAGUUGUU
Molecule: messenger RNA, 2042 nt
Organism: Bradysia coprophila
Lineage: Eukaryota; Metazoa; Arthropoda; Insecta; Diptera; Sciaridae
Molecular function (GO): UDP-glycosyltransferase activity
Source: RefSeq, a predicted model, not a curated record